AUGGUCGGCUCUUCAGAGCAAAACCAUGACUCGUCGCCUGUCAUCACUGAAGUACUGGGAAAAGCAUCCGACGUGCCACCUGGAACGAAGAAAGAGUUCAAAGUUAGAGAUAAGCCGAUAUUGGUGAUCAAUGACAAUGGAAAAUUCUACGCCACAUCCGGUCGUUGUGCCCAUUAUGACUACCCAUUAGAGAAAGGCAUUUACUCACAUGGGAAACUUCGUUGCUUUCUUCAUGGAGCAUGUUACAAUGUAAAAUUUGGUGGUGACAUUGAAGACUAUCCAGGAUUCGACAGCAUUCACACUUAUGACGUGGGGCUUCUUUAUCAUAAUUAG
Haemonchus placei is the source of this 333-nucleotide messenger RNA. The record is from the annotation of a GenBank genome assembly. NCBI's taxonomy places the organism in Eukaryota, Metazoa, Nematoda, Chromadorea, Rhabditida, Trichostrongylidae.